CCCAGGAGAAGCAGCAAUGUAAUCUGGUGAAUGCCAGGCUUGCAUCCUGAUGCCAUCGUGGAAACUGCACUGCUCAGUGAGGCUCUGAGCGACAGCUUUCUUGGCAGUCACAAGUUGCUUUAUUCAGAGCAUCAUCCCAGCUCCACUUUCUGUUGCUGCCCAAAGCCUAGUGCUUUUCCUUGUGACAAGGCUCCUUUGUACUGCAGUAUUUGGUAGCUGCCUUCUGGGCUCUGAGGACGAUACGUGAUCUCUGUAAAAAUGCUGCGAUAUUGGGGUGAGAUUCCGGUUUCAUCUAACCAGGCCAACCGCAGCUCCUUUGACCUGCUUCAGCGUGAGUUUCGUACUGUGGAAGUCCAAGAUCCUCCACUGCAUCAGCCAUCUGCAAACAAACCCCGGCCAACCACCAUGUUGGACGUCCCCUCGGAGCCCUGCAGCCUCACAAUUCACACCAUUCAGCUCAUCCAGCACAACAGGCGGCUGCGCAGCCUGAUCUCCAUGGCUCAGGCUCAAAACCAGCAGCAAGUGGAGGGCAUAAAAACUGAAGACAAUGAACCUCUGCCAUCUUGUCCGGCCUCUCCACCUCUCCCUGAUGACCUGCUUCCUCUGGAUAGCAAGACCUCCAAAAUGCCAUUUCAGCUGAGGCACAGUGACCCAGAGAGUGAUUUCUACAGAGGAAAAGGGGAGCCAGUGACUGAGCUGAGUUGGUCCUCCUGUCGGCAGCUUCUCUACCAGUCAAUGGCCACCAUCCUGGCUCACACAGGCUUUGAGUGUGCCCAUGAGAGUGUCCUGGAGACCCUGACAGACAUUGCCCAUGAGUACUGCUUGAAGUUCACCAAACUGCUGCGCUUUGCUGUGGAUCGAGAAGCUCGACUUGGGCACACCCCUUUCCCUGAUGUCAUGGAGCAGGUCUUCCAUGAAGUGGGCAUUGGCAGUGUGCUCUCACUGCAGAAGUUCUGGCAACACCGCAUUAAGGAUUAUCACAGCUAUAUGCUUCAGGUUAGCAAGCAGCUCUCUGAAGAGUAUGAGAAGAUUGUCAACCCUGAAAAGGCAGUAGAAGACACAAAGCCUGUGAAGAUUAAGGAGGAACCUGUUAGUGAUAUUACUUUCCCCAUAAGUGAGGAGCUGGAAGGAGAUCUGGCUUCUGGUGAUCAGUCUUUGCCUGUUGGAGUCCUUGGAGCUCAAAGUGAGCGAUUCUCUGCCAACUUGGAAGUAGAAGCUUCCCCGCAGACUUCAGGUAGAGGUUUCUUGCUACUGCUGGAAACAGUCUAUCAGCUGUUGCAUGUGAUCUUGUUUCCAUUUUUAAGAGCAGAUCCCAAGGUAAUUUUGGAUUCUUUUCCAGAGAUUCAUGUUACUGAAAAGCUGAAGGUCAUGUUCACUGUGACUGGA
This is a messenger RNA of Haliaeetus leucocephalus (bald eagle), 1386 nucleotides long. RefSeq names its product suppressor of Ty 7 (S. cerevisiae)-like (gene SUPT7L). The transcript is spliced from 4 exons. The record is from RefSeq and is a predicted model, not a curated record. Gene Ontology annotation, molecular function: protein heterodimerization activity; transcription coactivator activity. Lineage: Eukaryota; Metazoa; Chordata; Aves; Accipitriformes; Accipitridae. Gene Ontology annotation, cellular component: SAGA complex. The annotation marks the transcript as partial.